AUGGUGGUCCUGGCAGCGAGCAUCGUCAGCCAGAAUGGCAAGGCCCUGGUGUCGAGGCACUAUGCGGAGAUGUCCCGCAUAAGGAUUGAAGGGCUGUUGGCAGCUUUCCCAAAGCUGGUGGGGUCGGGCAAGCAGCAUACCUAUGUGGAGACAGAGAACGUACGCUACGUCUACCAGCCCAUGGAGGGCAUGUACUUGCUGUUGGUCACAAACCGCGGCUCCAACAUCCUGGAGGACCUGGACACCCUGCGCCUGCUGGCCAAGCUGGUCCCAGAGUACGCAGGGCCAGAGGUCGACGAGCCCGCCAUCACGGCGGCCGCGUUCGACCUCAUCUUUGCGUUCGACGAGGUCAUCAGUGCGGGCCACAAGGAGAACAUCACGGUGCAGCAGGUGAAGCAGAACUGCGAGAUGGAGAGCCACGAGGAGAAGCUGCACAAGAUGAUCAUCCAGUCCAAGAUCAAUGAGACCAAGGACCUCAUGAAGCGCAAGGCCAUCGAGAUAGACAAGCACAGGGUGGAGGCGCGGGUUGGCGGCGGCGGCGGCUUGGGGGCCGGCGGGCCCGGGCCGGGCUUCAGCGCAAGCGGCGGCGGCGGCAUCGGCGGCGGCGCAGGCUUUGGCGGCGGCGCGGACCGGGGCAUCAGCCUGGCGCCCAGCAUCGGCGGCGCGAGCUUCGGGGCCAGCAGCGGCGGCGGCGCGCGGGGCGGACUGGGCGCGGGCGCGGGUGGCGCCCCCAAGAAGGGCAUGGUGCUGGGCAAGGCCAAGGGCGGCCCCGCCAGCCUGCUGGAGAGCCUGGCCAAGGAGGAGGGCGUCGCGGUGGCCUCGUUGGAGGCGCCCGUGGCCGUGGCGGCGGCAGCCGCGGGGGCACCCCCGCCUGUCAGCUUCUCAGAGCCCGUGUUUGCCGCUAUUGACGAGAAGCUGAGCUGCAUCCUCAGCAGGCAGGGCGGGGUGGAGUCACUGGAGGUGCAGGGCACACUCAGCCUCAUCGUGGCCAGCGAGGCGGACGCGUACAUCCGCGCCAAGGUGCGGCAGGGGGCCAACCAGGGGUACCAGUUCAAGACGCACCCCAACAUCGACAAGGCGGCCUACAACUCGGAGGGCGUGCUCGGCCUCAAGGACCCCUCGCGGCCGUUCCCCACGGGCACCGAGCUGGGCGUCCUCAAGUGGCGCUACCAGAGCCGCGACGAGUCGCUGGUGCCGCUGACCAUCAACGCGUGGCCCAGCGCCGCGGGAUCGGAGACCUACGUGAACAUCGAGUACGAGAGCGGCGCACCCUUCGACCUGCAGCGCGUCGUCAUCGCCAUCCCGCUGCCGCACAUGAGCCAUGCGCCCGCGGUCAACCAGUGUGAUGGUGAGUGGCGGUACGACUCGCGCCGCGGCGCGCUGCUGUGGUCGAUCGAGCUGAUCGAUGACACCAACCGCAGCGGCAGCCUGGAGAUGGUCGUGCCGGCCUGCGACCCGGGGGCCUUCUACCCGAUCGAGGUGUCGUUCAGCGCCACGCGCACCAUGUGCGACAUCGACGUCGAGACCGUGGCCAACCUCUCAUCGGGCGAGCCGGCGCGGUACGGCAGCAGCCGGCAGCUCAGCACGUCAGGCUACCAGGUGGUGUGA
Monoraphidium neglectum is the source of this 1608-nucleotide messenger RNA. RefSeq names its product Coatomer subunit delta-1. The record is from RefSeq and is a predicted model, not a curated record. The transcript has 7 exons. Gene Ontology annotation, biological process: retrograde vesicle-mediated transport, Golgi to endoplasmic reticulum; endoplasmic reticulum to Golgi vesicle-mediated transport; Golgi localization. Gene Ontology annotation, cellular component: cytosol; COPI vesicle coat. The coding region runs from base 1 to 1608 and encodes 535 amino acids. NCBI's taxonomy places the organism in Eukaryota, Viridiplantae, Chlorophyta, Chlorophyceae, Sphaeropleales, Selenastraceae.